Molecule: messenger RNA, 1205 nt
Organism: Drosophila erecta
Lineage: Eukaryota; Metazoa; Arthropoda; Insecta; Diptera; Drosophilidae
Gene: CAH9
Product: carbonic anhydrase 2
Exons: 6
Coding region: 135-1070 (311 amino acids)
Cellular component (GO): cytoplasm
Molecular function (GO): carbonate dehydratase activity; zinc ion binding
Source: RefSeq, a predicted model, not a curated record
GUUCGUUGACUGCCCGCUGAGGAAGUUGUGAAGGUGCUCCGGCAGCGAAACGUCCGCGCAGUCUAGAAUCCGUCACCCGAUCGGAAGGUGCUAUAGCCGCUCGUCAGGAGUCAAGAACUUGCAACGGAAUCACCAUGAAGUUGGCCGCUUUCUUCGAGGCUUCGUUUUUGCUAAUCUGCUGGUCGCAAGCUGUCAGCAGUCAUGUCUUCGGCUACUCAGAGCCCAACCAGCGACGCUGGGCCCGCCAUCAUGGUCACUGUGCGGGGAAGACCCAAUCCCCAAUUGCCAUCACCACCAGCCGGACAAUGGCCAUUCAUAUGCCGGCGGUGGACAUGAUUGGCUACCACAACCUGUUGCCCUACCCCCUGAAAAUGUUAAACAAUGGACAUACGGUUUCCAUCAGCAUACCCAAGGUGAAUGUGUCUGAGGUGGGCGAGGAUUUCCUGCCCUACAUCCGAGGCGCCAAACUGCCCGGUGAGUUCGAGCUGGAGGGUCUCCACUUCCACUGGGGCGACAAGAACAACCGGGGAUCCGAGCACGUCAUUAACGACAUCCGCUACACGAUGGAGAUGCACAUUGUGCACCGGAACAAGAAGUACGCGACCAUUGGGGAGGCUCUCAAUCAUCCGGAUGGUGCCGCCGUCCUGGGUUUCUUCUUCAAUCUCGACGAGGAUGAGGGUCCUGGCCUGGUGACCAUUAACCGGCAUUUGCAUCUGAUUGCCGAUGCCAACCAGGAGGCCACUCUCAACGUCACUUUCUCGCUCUCCUCGCUGAUUUCUGGCGUGGAUGUGGACAAGUUCUACACCUACAAGGGUUCCCUGACCACACCGCCCUGUUCGGAGGCUGUCACCUGGAUACUGUUCCCCGAUCCCAUUCCGAUUUCGCCCAAGCAGAUCUCCCGAUUCCGUCAGCUGUCGGACACGCAGGAUGGAGCGUUGGUGGAUAAUUUCAGGGCCCUGCAGCCAGUGGGCAAUCGCAGGAUUUUCGCACGCACAGGACACGUGCGCCACACCUCGAUUGCCACACUAAAGCACGAGGGCGAAUAUCUCAAGUACGACUGGUUCUACUGAUCUAUCGACUCAAACUGGCAGCCGGAUGUGGAGCACUGUGCCAUCCCAUAUUAGGAUACCUCUAAACUAAGCUUUUAAUAAGUUACACUAACAUUUAGUCUAGGCACUCACAGAGAAUAAAAAGAUUAAAAACAA